This is a messenger RNA of Zea mays, 2352 nucleotides long. Its product is annotated as ATP binding protein. The transcript is spliced from 5 exons. The record is from RefSeq and is marked validated. Lineage: Eukaryota; Viridiplantae; Streptophyta; Magnoliopsida; Poales; Poaceae. Bases 283 to 1794 code for a protein of 503 amino acids. Gene Ontology annotation, molecular function: deoxynucleoside kinase activity. Gene Ontology annotation, cellular component: cytoplasm.
AGCGGCAAAACGCAAAACGGCGACAAGCCCCACCGUUCCCGCACAAACAAUUGCUUGGCCCGGCCCUGCGUGUCACGGACGGGAGGGCGCACUCGCCAUCCAUCCCCGCGCACCUAGGCCAGUGGCGGAGUGGCCACCAGUUUCCUCGGCUGCUCCCCUCCUGCUUCCCCGAUGACACAGCUGGACCUGGACAGCCCACAGCUCACAAGGGAUGACCAAAACCCCCAACCCAAAAACCCUAGCGACCAGCCACAUUGAUAACCUCCGCCGCCGCCGACGUCGAUGCCCAGGCUCUCCCUCACCGUCACUGACGCCGCCGCUGCCAUGCCCUUUGCGCUCCGGCUUGGUGGUUCCCCAGCGCUCCGCCCGGGCCCGCGGUCCCCGUCGUGGCUGCGCUUUGGCGGCAUGGCCGGGGCGCGGAGGGCGCUGUUCUGCUCCGCCGAGGACGCCAGGCGGUGUGGCUCGGACGACUACGCGGAGGCGGAGGAGGGUCGGAGGGGAGGCGGGAGCCGCGUGCCAUCGGAGAGGAGGAUAAGGGGCGGGAAUGCGGCCGCCGCGGUGGGGACGAGCGUCGAGCUACUGGGGAUUCCUGGUGUGGGGCCGCGCAACCUUAGGAAGCUCGUGGACAAUGGCUUCGAGGGCGUCGCGCAGCUCAAGCAGCUCUACAGGGACAAGUUCUUUGGCAAGUCUAGUGGGCAGAUGGUGGAAUUCUUACAGUGUUCUGUUGGCAUUGUACAUAAGAAUCAUGCUGAGAGUAUAACCUCAUUCAUUAAAGAGAGUAUUGAUGAGGAGCUGAAAGAUACAGAUUCAUCUAAACCCACUCAGAAGAAGAGGCUAACCUUUUGUGUGGAAGGGAAUAUCAGCGUUGGGAAAACCACUUUCCUCCAAAGAAUAGCUAAUGAGACAAUUGAACUGCGUGAUCUUGUAGAGAUAGUUCCUGAGCCUAUUGAUAAGUGGCAAGAUGUUGGCCCUGAUCACUUCAAUAUAUUGGAUGCCUUCUACGCUGAGCCACAUAGGUAUGCAUACACUUUUCAAAACUAUGUGUUUGUGACGAGAGUCAUGCAAGAAAGGGAAUCUCAAGCUGGAAUAAAGCCUCUCAGACUGAUGGAAAGAAGUGUAUUCAGUGAUAGGAUGGUAUUCGUCCGUGCUGUUCACGAAGCUAAUUGGAUGAAUGAGAUGGAGAUCAGCAUCUAUGAUUCCUGGUUUGAUCCAGUUGUGUCAUCACUCCCAGGUCUCAUCCCUGACGGAUUUAUCUAUUUAAGAGCUAGUCCAGAUACUUGCCACAAAAGAAUGAUGCAUAGGAGAAGAUCAGAGGAAGGUGGUGUUACACUUGAUUACUUGCAAGGUUUGCAUGAGAAGCAUGAGAGCUGGUUGCUUCCUUCGAAAGGGUCGGGUCCUGGUGUAUUAUCGGUCAGUCAACUCCCCAUGCAUAUGGAGGGCUCCUUGCCUCCAGAAAUACGGGAUCGUGUAUUUUACCUGGAAGGAAAUCACAUGCACUCUAGCAUCCAGAAGGUUCCUGCUCUCAUCAUGGAUUGUGAACCAGACAUUGAUUUCAGCAAAGACAUAGAAGCUAAACGGCAAUAUGCUAGGCAAGUCGCAGAGUUCUUUGAAUUCGUGAAGAAAAAGCAGGAACGAGCUCCAUCUGGGCAAACAAGCAAUGACAAGGACCGGAUGAACCCACAGGUAUUGCUUCCUAACAGCGGCCGCCUGUGGGCCCCUAAAGGCAACCCUUUUGCAGGCUCCCCCGUGAAUCUGGAUUUCAAAAGAGCCAUGUCUUCGUACCUCUCAACUUAGGACUCCCAGCUGCUAUAAGAAAAUCAGCUGUCCUCGCUCACUGACCUUGCAAACAGCCUAUGCAUUUAGGUACUAUGCAUUUAGGUAGUGUUUGGUUUCGGAGUAUGGUAGGACAGAGUCGCUCUGCUUUUAAUUUGUUGCUGUCUGGAUUGAUUCUACAUAGGACAGAGUGGCUCUAAAAAAGAAACAAUAUGUCCAAAUGUUGAACCAACUGGUUUUCCAAAAUCUCCCAGACGGAGCCGCUUUCUAGUAUAGAGCCGCUCUAUCCCAACUGGCUCUGGAACCAAACACUAUAUUAGUUCACCCUUAGGUCGCCCGAUGCUAGCUACUGAUGUAAAAUAGGAUGCUUCCCCUUGUGUAAAUUAUGAUCUUAGCGCUAGUUCCACGUUUUGCAGCACUAGCAUCAGCCUUUAUCAGGCCAGAUCGGACGACAGGUCUAAUCUGUGUCGUAGUUUCUUUGCUUGAAUCAUUCUGUGGAACAUAUUUGUGUAGCGCGUGUGCUGCGUCGACUUGCACUAUGUGUGGAACAUUCCUGGUGAUAUCAUGUUAUGCGUUUGU